This is a messenger RNA of Hymenoscyphus albidus, 588 nucleotides long. NCBI's taxonomy places the organism in Eukaryota, Fungi, Ascomycota, Leotiomycetes, Helotiales, Helotiaceae. The record is from the annotation of a GenBank genome assembly.
AUGACCUCCUCACCCCCUUUAAAGAUAUACCUCGCAGGUCCCGAUGUAUUCCUCCCCUCGCCGGUUGAACGAGGCAACGCGCUCAAAGCCAUCUGCACAAAACACCAACUCCACGGUCUCUUUCCCCUCGACAACACCCUCGAAUUCGACGCCAAAACAAACAAACCACACAUCCCCAACAGCGGCGCAUUUGCACAAGCAAUCCGCGACGCAAACAUGGAGUUAAUUAAGUCCUGCGACGGCGUGUUAGCAAAUAUGACUCCGUUUCGAGGACCAAGUAUGGAUGUCGGGACGGCAUAUGAGAUGGGUGUUGGGGCUGCACUUGGGAAGGUGGUAGUUGGGUAUACUCUUGAUGGGGGACGGGGGUAUGUUGAGAAGAUGAAGGAGUGGGCAGGGGAUAAAAAUAUUGAGAGAGGGGAGGAUGGACAGCUUAGGGAUAAGGAUGGGAUGGCUGUUGAGGAGUUUGGAGAAGGAAGGGGGCUGGUGGAUAAUUUGAUGAUGAGCUGUGGAAUUGAGAGGUUGUGUUUGUCUGAAGAGGAGGCGGUUAAGGUGAUGGGGGAGUUGCUGAGGGAGAAAGUUAAGAUGUGA